Messenger RNA from Diaporthe citri, 933 nucleotides. RefSeq lists its product as uncharacterized. The transcript has 6 exons. Bases 1 to 933 code for a protein of 310 amino acids. The record is from RefSeq and is a predicted model, not a curated record. Gene Ontology annotation, molecular function: protein kinase activity; ATP binding. NCBI's taxonomy places the organism in Eukaryota, Fungi, Ascomycota, Sordariomycetes, Diaporthales, Diaporthaceae. Gene Ontology annotation, biological process: protein phosphorylation.
AUGGAGCUCGACGCACGGGAAGACAUCAUCUCCAUGGAAUUUCUCAAGUUCGGCGACCUAGGCAAGUGGAUUGGGAAAAUGACAGGUCAGAACAACAUGGACCCAGAUUCUAUGUUCUCCGAAAGGGUGGCCUGGAUAGUAUUUGAGUGCCUCUGGCGGGGCUGCGUUGCUCUGGCAUUCCCUACAGGAUUUCAUCAGGGGAAGGAUCCAAUGACCACGCAGAUCCCUCAGAUUAAUGAGUCGCCUGAGAGGUCUUCUGUAGGCGGAGGCGAUCCAUUAGUUCACUUCGACUUAGAUCCUCAAAAUAUCUUUGUUGGAGACUUCGCUGCAGACCAUGGUCUGUGGCCAGUGACCAAGAUAGGUGAUUUGGGCUUGAGUCUUCAGCCUCUAUCUCAAGUAUUUGAGGACGAUAUUGACGAAGAAUCGAAGCGCUGGAUACAGAGGAGUAGGGGAAAGCGCGACUCUUUUCUGCCAGAGCAAAUGACCGAGGAGUGGGAUUAUAUUCCGAACCUGGAUGCUCUCAAAAGUCAUGAAGUCGCUGGAAACUUCCACGCGCACUCAAACAUCUACCACAUCGGCCUGACCAUGUUCCAGCUCAUAACCUUGAACCUCCCGGAUGAGCCCCCUUUGGCACGCCCUUACAAUUUUAGAAUCGAUCGCCAGACCUUGAGCGGAUGGACGUACGGCCAUAAUCUCCUGUCCGAGAACAACCCCGAGCUGGUCGAGCACUUCUCCGCAGAACUGAGGAACACGGUUGCCUGGUGCAUGGAACACAACCCAACGGAAAGACCUAGCCUGAGCCGGCUGGGUCAAAUCGUUGAAAGGAACGCCACACGGGUCUACCCGGAUCAGCCAGAUAAUGCCACGAGAACGUUGGUGGGCAACCUCUUGGGGACCCCACUGCCUCCUCCCACGAUAUUCAAGGUCCGGUAG